Tetrahymena thermophila SB210 is the source of this 1752-nucleotide messenger RNA. RefSeq lists its product as hypothetical. Lineage: Eukaryota; Ciliophora; Oligohymenophorea; Hymenostomatida; Tetrahymenidae. The transcript has 3 exons. The record is from RefSeq and is a predicted model, not a curated record.
UUUAGCGGAAAUUUUAAAUAUCAAAUUCAAAAAUUUGUCAAUAAAAAUUCUUAUUUAUAAAAAUAAAUGAAAAGCUCUUUAAAGAAAUAAAGCAACAUAGGUUCUUAAACGUUAAAUUAAAAAUAGGAUUAAUACACUAAAUUUUAGUAAGGAGGUAUAUAAGAAUUUAAAUAAAAUGUGAAUUAAUAAACUAAAAGCGAAAUAGGAUCUUUUUUACCGUUUAAGGGUAGGAAAGAGAGGUCAAAGUUAAGAAUAGCUUAGAUAUAUUCAGAUAAUAUUUAACAUAAAGAUCCGCAAUAACAACCAUUAAAUUAGUAAAAUGGAAAAAGUCUUUAAAGAUAAAAUAAUUAAGUUAAUCCAAAUUAAGUUAAUACAUAAAUUUAAAGCACUAGUGCUUAGUAGUAGUCAUAGGAAAAUAAAAUUAAUUUAGCUAAUUCUAAUACGAUACCAAAAGAAUAUAAUUCAAAUUCAAACGAUUUAUAGGUAAAAAAUAAUAUAAAUGAUCAAAUUAAAGUAAACAUAAUAAAAGCACCUUUGGCUAAUACUAAUCAAAAUACAUAAGAUAAUAAAAAAGAUUAUGAAAGCAUUAAUAAAUAGUAAAACAUUAAGCAAUGCACUGACGGAUAAGUUAAAGAUAGCUUUUAAUUAUUGUAAGAUAACAAACAAAAAAAGCUGAAUGAGCACAAUAAAUUGGAUAUUAAAAAAGCAGAUAAUUCUAUCAAAGAGAUUGCAAAAAAUGAUUAAUAAUUUCCUUUUGAAUACAAACUAUAGAACCGCAGAAGAUCAAGCUAGAAAAGUAAAUUAGAUAUAAGUAUUAACAAAAGUAUAGCAGAAAUAAAUGAAGGAUACUAAGAAAGAGAUUUAGAAAAGGAGUAAUUUGAUAUUCGUAAAUUAGUAAAAAACAAUCAAAUUUUAGAUAAAGAAAAUUUUUAAAAUGGGCAAGUUAAUAAGGAUGUAGAAGAUAAAAUUUUUAACCCUUAGCUUUCUAACUAUAAAGGUGAUAGAAUACAAGAUAGUUUUACAAUAACUGUGCAUACAAAGUAUGUAAAGCAGAUACAAAUUACAUCAGUGAUUAACUUUGAAACAGUCAAUUAAAUUGACCCAGAAUUAAGGUUGUAUCAUUUACUUUUUGAUUUAAUAGAUAACACAGAAAAGACCAUUUAAUAAGAAUAUACUUAGUGUCCAGAAUUUUUAUAUUAUUUAAACGUCCUCAAUAACAUUGUCAAAACGUCUUUCUCCAAAAUAGCUACAAAUAGAAGAAAAAGUAUAAUAAUAGAAUAGCAGUAAAAAGUUAAAGAGUGUUUAUUUAAUAAAUGGGAAACAUCAAAGUAAAGAGUGAUAAAUCAAAUGAUUGAAAAGUACUUAAAAAAAUAUGAUAAAUUUAAAAGAAUAGAUGAGAAGUUAGAGUAAAGUAAGGAAUAUAAUUAUCUCAAAAGAACUAUCACAGGACUUAUCUCUCAGUAAAAUUCUCUAUCUAUUCCUCAAAAAAUAAUUUACUCAAAAAUUGAAGAGCAGCAAAAAUUAAAUAUUUAAGAAAUUGAAAAAUAGAAGAAUUAAGCUUUAAUGAAACCCGUUGUUGAUGGAUUAGAAUUGAUUAAAAAGGGAUAAGAGCAUAUAAUUGAUUAAUAAAAUAAAAUGUCUAAAUCCUAUGAAAAACUUACUAAAAUAAUCUUCCAUGACUGGAAAUAAAUAGAAUCUUUCGAUGAAUUUGCAUGGCUUCAAGAUCAAACAAAUUAAACUUAAAUUUAGUGA